Molecule: messenger RNA, 4761 nt
Organism: Plasmodium gallinaceum
Lineage: Eukaryota; Apicomplexa; Aconoidasida; Haemosporida; Plasmodiidae
Source: the annotation of a RefSeq genome assembly
GAUAAUUCCUCUAGUGAAACAAGUCAACUCAAUAUAGAAAUUAAAACAUUUAUGGAAGAUACUAAUAAUGAACUUAAUUUUUAUCUGAAUGACAACAAAAUUAAGGAUACUACAGAAAAAUGUCAAAAGUCAUCCUCAUAUGUAAAUUGGAGAGGAAUGGACUUUGUUAAUUUAGUAUUAAAUGAAGAUAAAAAUUAUACUAUCUCAAGUCUUGUUGAUUGCUGGAACGAAAAACAAAGUUUUUUAGAGACACAUAUUAAUGAUAAAACAAAUUCAACAUGUCCUUUGAAAUAUUUUGAUUAUUGUGCUGUUUUGAAUAAAAAUGAUAAAUGCACGAGUCCUUAUAAAGAUAGUGAUAUACCAGGGUUAAUAUUAUUAGAAUAUAAUCAACUCAAUGAUAGUAAUCAAGAACAAAAUAAAAGAAAAAUUAUUUAUGAUAGACUUACUAAGUUUACUAAUAUUACGAGUGAUAUAUCUAAUUACUAUUAUAAAGUAUAUGAAGCUAAUAAAAGUCAACUUAAUUGUGGAAAGUGGAGUAUGUAUAUACAUAAGAGAGGAAAACAAUUUGUAAAUAUGGUGUACUAUGAGUCUUAUUCCGAAGAAUCUUUUAGAAAUGAUUCUACUAAAAAUUGGAAUACUUAUAGUACUAGAUUGCAAAAUAGUAUAUUAAGUGAUACAGGAAAUCAUUGUAAUAUGACAUCACUAAUUUAUCAAAUUAAAGAGCGACAAAAUUCAACUGAUCCAUAUGGUUUAUCUUGGAUUCCUUCAGAUGACCAUAAUGAAUCUGGUGAAACUUUAGAUCCUACAACUUCACUACAAAAUACUGCACAACCUACAGUGGAAACUUCAGAUGCACCACAUGAUAGUUCUAUUGUAAAUUCAUUAGAUGAUGAUGCAAAAUCUAUUAUUGGCGGUUAUAAUGAUUCUAUAAAUGAUCCCAUAAAUGCUAUAGCAUCACCGGGUGAUAUAGAUAAAUUUGAAAUAGCUGCAAAAACUGCAAAAGCUGCAACUACUGUUUCUCUAGGAGAUCCACCACAACCCAAUUCUUCAACUUCAAAUAGCACUAAUGGACAUAACUCGUCUAUAACUGAAACUACAAUUUCACCUUCUUCUAAGGAUGAUAAAUCUAUACUUCCUACUACUAUCAUUAAAUCUUUUGAAAAUAAUACUACACCUUCUCCUGAAACUCUACCUUCUCAUGAGACUGUACCGUCUGCUGCACCCAUGUUUUCUGCGAAUACCAAAUCAUCUUCCUCAGAAAUUUCUGCAUCCCCUAUUGCUGGGUCUACUAAUUCUACAACUAACGAUAAUACUUCUUUACGUAAUGGUACACAUUCUACAAAUAACCAUGCAUCUCCUUCUGUAGAUAUGCCCAAAUCUCCUACUCCUAGCAGUGUACAACCUAUAGCUGUUACUGAAAUUAAUUCUAAUGGUACUCCACCUGUUGUAAAUGAAUCAUUGUCUGAGGCACCUCCUUCUAAAUCUUCUGUGGAGGUACAUGCUCCUCUAAUUAAAGCUGCGCUUCCCAAAAAUGAUACUGUAUCUCCAACCUUAUUUGAAUCUUUAACACAUUCAGAUAUCAGUGCAUCUCCUAAUAAUACAAUUGAAUCUGCUACAACAAAUGAUAAUACACAAUUAAUUGGAAAAAGCUAUCCCCCAACUCAAAAUUCACAAAUUACACUUACUCCUAUUGCUCAACAAAAUAAAUUACCUUUAAGCACAGCUCAAAAUCAUAUAUUAUCAAAUUGUUCGAGCAAUUGCUCUACAAAUAUGAAUAUUACAAAGAGUACUACCCCACAAACGCCAUUAGAUGAAAAUACUAGACCUACACCUACAAUUAAUCCUGCAGGAAUUAUAAUAACAACCGUUCCAAUAGGUAUAUUCAUUUUAGGAAUUGUUCUACUUUUAAUUAUAAUAUAUAGAUGCACUCCUAUUGGAUCUUGGAUUCGUAAUCGAAAGUCAAGGAAAAAAAAAAUAAGAAAAAAGAUAAAAAAAAAUUCAAAGAAACCAAUACCAUUAUCUACAAAUAAUAUAGAGGAUGGACCAGUGAACCGUGGAAAUCACUCUUUGUUACAGCAUGAAAAACAAAUACCACCAUCUGAGGUUAGUUUUGAAAGUGAAAAAAAUUCGAAACAUGAGCAGAGGGAAAAAUCCAAAGAAUUUAAAGGAAUAUACAAUAAAAAAGAAAAUAAACGCAUUUGUAAUGUUACAGAAGGGUCAAAUAAGAAUGAAAAUGAACUUAUAAGUGAAGAAAAAUUAAAUAAAGGUAAUCCUAAAAGUGAAAUUGAAAAAAUUGAAUUGAAUGUAGAUGAAUCCAGAAAUGAAAUUAAAGGUGAAUUAAUUAAAUAUAUAUUAGAAGAAAAUCCUGUUCAUGCUGUAGGGUACAUUAAGAAUGAUAUAUUAAAUGAGGAAAUAGAAAAUGAAAUAAAUUUGCAAAAAGAAAAACCUACAUGUGAUAAUGAAAUGAAAAAUUUAGGAAAUAAAACGUCAAUCAAGAAUGAUGUAUGUAAUUGGAAUUCAUGGGUAGACAUACAUAUGACUGCAUUACUAGAGUGUAAAAAAGAGGAAUGGAAAUUGAAUAAAACCGAAUUUUUUAAUAUUUGUUUAGAAGAGAUUGAAAAAGAUGGAGAAAAUUCUAAUUUAAAAGAAAUGGGAAAUAAUUUUGUAAUUAAAAUAAAAGAAGAAAAUAAUACCGAUACAAUAGAUAAAAAUAGUAGUAUAUUAGAGAAAUAUAAAAAUGAAAAGUGGUUUAUUAAUUUGAAGAAAGAGUGGGAGGAAGAACAAGAAAAAUAUUUAGGAUAUUUAGAUGAACAAGAAAUUGAAAAAAUGACAGAAAUGGGAAUAAAUAAUUUUAUGCAAGAUAAAAAAAAAAAAAUAUGGAAGAAAUGGAUAGAAUGGCAAGUAGAGCAUUCAUACGAAUACAAAAAUCAGAAUUGGUUUAUAAAAUUGUUAGAAGAAUAUGAAAAAGAAGAAAUGCAUGAAAAUACAAACGAUGAAAAAAUAAAUAAAGAAACAAAUAAUGGAAGAGAUAAAAGUGAAAUAAAGAAAAAUUUGGAAAGGUGAAUUUUGUUAGAUAUUCAUAUGAUGGUAUUAGAGGAAUGUACGAAAGAAGAGUGGGAAAAAGAAGAAGAAUUUUUUAAAACAAACAUUGAAGAGAUAAAAAAAUAUAAAAAUUUGGACGAAGAAACAAAGAUAUUAGAUAAAAUAGAAAGAGGAAGAAGUUGGAAUAUUAUAUCAGAGAAAAAAAAAGAAGAAAUAGAAAAAUGGAAAAAAGAAAAAUGGUUUAUUCAGUUAAUGUUAGAAUGGAAAAAUAGAGAAGAAAAAUAUAUAAUGGAGAUAAAUGAAGAAAUUUUAUCAAAACAGAAUCAAGGAAGAGUAAUAGAUGUUGUCUUAGAAAGAAAAAGCAAUAUAUGGAAAAAACACUGCGAAAAUAUUUGUAAAAAGUGGAUAAAAGAUAACAACAAUGAAGAAUGGUUUACAAAGUUAGUUAAUGAAUAUGAAAAAGAAGAGAAAGAACAUAAAAGUAGAAUUGAUAAAAAUAGUAUAGAAAAGGAAAAGGAAAAUGAAAAAACCAUAGAAAGAGGUGAAUCAAUAAUAGAGAUUAAUAAAAUGAAGGAUGGAAAAAUGAGAAAAUAUGAAAGGAAUAAUUUAGAGGAAUCAUGUGAAAUGAAUAAUUCUAAAAUAAACAAAAAAAAAUUAAAAUGGGAGACUUUAAUAGGAAUAUAUAUGGUAAUAUUGGAAGAAUGUAGAAAAGAGGAAUGGUCAUUGAAUAGAGGAAAAUUUUUAGAAAACUGUUUAGAAGAAUUUAUAGAAGAAGAUAAAGAAAAAUAUCCAAAACUAAUAGAAAAUGAUUUAGCAAUGAUAAAAGAAGGGGAAGAAGACAUUAGUAUAUUGAUGAUUGAGAAACAAAAACAUUUAUGGAAUAAAUGGGUAAAAAGAAACAAAAGAAUGUCAGAGAAAUGGAAAAAAGAAGAAUGGUUUAUUAAUUUGAAAAAAGAAUGGGAAAAAGAACAAGAAAAAUAUGAUGAAUUAACAAAUGAAUCAGAAAUAGUAGAAAUAGAAGCAGGAAAAAAUCCUAUGCUAGAGAAACAAAAAAGAAUAUGGAAACAGUGGCUAAAAAAACAAAGAAAAUGGUUUAUACUACAUAGCGAGGAAGAUUGGUUUAACAAUUUAUUAGACGAAUACGAAAAAGAAGAAGAACGUGAAGAAGGAAUAACUAAAAUGGAUUCGAAAGAAGAGAAGAAAAUUCAUGAAAAUAUAGAGGAAUUGAAACAAGAAGCAGAUGAAGAAAUAGAGAAAAAUAGAAAAAAAAGGGAGAAAUUGAUACAGAACAUUUUGAUAGAAAUACAUAUGACGCUAUUAGAAGAAUGUGUGAAAGAAGAAUUGCAAAAAGAAAAAGAAUAUUUUUUUAAAAAAAUGGUGGAAGAAUUUAGAAUACAAGAAAAUUUAGAUGAGGAUCUUAACAUAUUGGAAAUAAAAAAAAAAAGUAGUAAUGUUUUAUUAAAUAAUGAUAAAGAGAAAAUAGAUGAAUGGAAAAAAAAAAAAUGGUUUAUAGAGUUAAUAUUGGAAAUGAAAAGAAAAGAAAAGGAAUACAUAAAGGAAGUAUAUGAAGAUAUGAUAGCAAAAAAGAAUGAGGACAAAAUUAGAAAUCCCAUGUUAGAAAGGCAAAAAAUUAUAUGGAAAAAACACUGUGAAGAUAUUCAUAAGAGGUGGAUAGAAAAAAAUAAUAAAGAAUGUUUUACAACAGUAAUUUAUUAUUAA